UGCUUCUCUCUCGAUUUUGCUUUCUGUCCCUCGUCCUUAUUCUUUUCGGAAAUAAGAAAAUUCUCGUGAAUUUUGUGUCCUCAGAUCCGUUAUUGCUUCUGUUUCCUUUGUUUUUUCGUUUUCCAUCACUGCUUUCGAUUUCUAACGUUGCGUCUAGUUUCUUUUUUCUGUUCAAACGCUUGCACGUUUGUCUGCUUUUCUACAUUUUCGUUUUCAUGUACUACUUGAUUUUGUUUAUUUUCCUUGUUUAUGCUAAUCUUAAUGCAAUGUGCGAACUUUCACCUGCUAAUGCACUUUAAAAGACGUUAUACACUUCUAUCAUGUUGGUCGGUGUCAUGUUCCAGAUAAGUUCGUCCCGCAAUGUGUUCGUUUGCUUAUCGUUUUCCGUUCUUUUUCUUACUGUAGAACGUGCUGUAAGAUAAUUAUGAUUAUUCGCCAGCAUUUUUUCUGCACGAGAUUUAAAUUGUUGAUUAGAUAUCAUAAGUCUUCUGUUGUUUUAGAAGUUGUCUUUUUAUGUUAUUUCUCACUUUAAAAACUGUCAAUUAGUAAUUGUCCAUUACUGCAUUCUGAUUCGGUGCCUGUUCUUGCUCAAAUUGGUUUCCUUGAUUACCCAUUAGGACAUAUUGCAGCCUGGUUAAAGAAUGUAAGGAAGACCAGACAUAGGUGAUGCAUGUAUGUAGAUUCUUAACUAAAAUAAGAAAAGAAAUAUGAAAUGGAAUAAUCCCAUAUCGGGAAGAAAUUGGAAGAUUGAUGGUAUGAACCUGUGUUGGAAGGGUAAAUAGUGUUCAUUCUCACUGCCCCCCAUAUCACAUAUGUUCUAGGUCUUGGCUGGCAACUUGUUCCAGAAUCAAAAGAUGAUGAUACCAAUGCUCUCAAGGCAGAACAAAAGAAAUGCAAAGAAGACGAGGGAGGUCUAUUAAAAUUGCCAGCUUUUACAAAAUGGAUUUAGAAGAUGAAUUUCUCACAAAAGUUUCUGGUGUCCAAAGCCUGUCUUCCAGUGUACAAAGCACUCCAGUGAAAAAUGGGCAUUUCGAUGAUGCUGCAAGAAGUCCAGAACUCCUUCAAGAGUUUCUGAAAUCUGGUCCAAAGAAGGAACUUCUUCGAGCUUGCUUUGAUAAGGAAAAGAAAAAUUCAGCUUCAUCCAAAAGCAAAAUGGCAGAAAUUUCAAAGAUGAAUAAUAAAAAUAGGAAGCAGGACACUAGAAAAGCUUCUUCCAGUUCCAACUGUCAGCCUUCCACCAGAAAGCAAAGCAGAAAGGGUGAUCAUCCCACCCGAGUCCCACCUGCUCCUGAGCAGUCUUCAGAUUUUGGAUGUGCAAAUUCAUGGAUCUGUAAAAAUUCUGCUUGUAGAGCCAGUAUAUCCAUCGAUGAUACCUUUUGCAGAAGGUGUUCUUGCAAUAUAUGUCAUCAUUUUGAUGAUAAUAAGGACCCUAGUCUUUGGCUGGUGUGUGCAUCUGAAUCUGGUGAGGGAGACUACUGUGGUUCAUCUUGCCAUAUUGAAUGUGCUCUUCAACAUGAGAAGGUGGGGGUUGUUGAUCUUGGGCAGUUGAUGCAGCUAGAUGGCAGUUAUUGUUGUGCCUCUUGUGGUAAAGUUUCGGGAAUUCUUGGAUUUUGGAAGAAGCAGCUAAAUAUAGCAAAGGAUGCCCGUCGUCUUGAUGCACUAUGCUAUAGGAUAUACUUGAGUUUCCGCAUCCUUGAAGGAACUAGCCGGUUCAGAGAACUUCAUGAGAUUGUGGAAGGUGCAAAGGCAAAACUGGAAGCUGAAGUUGGCCCUGUCAAUGGAACUUCUGCCAAGAUGGCACGGGGCAUUGUUAGCAGACUCCCUGUUGCAGGUGAUGUGCAGAAACUCUGCUCCCUGGCAAUUGAGAGAGCAGAUGAAUGGCUUGCCAAUACCUCUGCCUUAAAUCCA
Molecule: messenger RNA, 1908 nt
Organism: Carica papaya (papaya)
Lineage: Eukaryota; Viridiplantae; Streptophyta; Magnoliopsida; Brassicales; Caricaceae
Source: RefSeq, a predicted model, not a curated record